Triticum turgidum subsp. durum (durum wheat) is the source of this 1110-nucleotide messenger RNA. Lineage: Eukaryota; Viridiplantae; Streptophyta; Magnoliopsida; Poales; Poaceae. The record is from the annotation of a GenBank genome assembly.
AUGUCAAAAAACAGCCUUUCCGGUCCAGUGCAAUGCUUACCCAGUUUGCAGUAUCUUCACCUGAGUGAAAAUCGACUAAAUGGAACGUUCCCUUUCCCAUUGUCCUGGGGAACUGGUACAUACACAAUGGAUCUACGGCAGAACCAAUUCAGUGGAAUCCUUCCAGAAUUGAUGCACAAGUCCUUUCCAAAGCUAAAAAUAUUGUUGCUCGAAGGAAAUAUGUUUGAAGGACUGAUUCCAAAUGAUAUAUGUCACUUAAGGUAUUUGCGUCUACUAGAUCUGUCUCAUAAUAAGCUCUCUGGGCAGCUACCUUCAUGCUUGAGCCAUAUGGGGUUAGAUGGUGAUUUGUAUAACUUCCUAUACAAUGACUCAGAUACUUCAGUAGUAAUGAAUGACACCGAUGGCUAUGCUGGGAGCGUAGUAGGUAGUUCUCCCGUGCCUGAAUUUUUCAUAGGACCAGACCAAGAAGAAUUCAUGACCAAGAGCAGGCAAGACAAAUACAAGGGAAACAUCCUCAGUUACAUGUCUGGACUUGAUUUCUCUUCAAACCAGUUGGAAGGAUACAUUCCUAAAAGUAUAGGUGACAUGAAAUGGUUACGGGCACUGAAUUUUUCCAACAAUCGCUUUCAUGGACCAAUACCAGGUUCCUUGUCACAUUUAAGUAAUCUCGAGACCUUGGAUCUGUCGCACAACAACUUGACAGGUCAAAUACCACAAGAGUUGGUGGAACUACACUCUCUGGAGGUAUUCAGUGUGGCGUACAAUAACUUGUCCGGUCCUACGUUGGGUAGAAACGGUCAAUUCAUCACAUUUGAUGAGAGCAGCUAUGCGGGCAAUCCAUAUCUCUGCGGCCCACCACUGCUGAAGAGUUGCUUUGAUGCACCGUUGAUUCCUCAGCCUAAAGAAGAUGAAGAUGAUAGUAAACUUGGCAAUCUUGCACUAUUCAGUUUUUCAGUGUUGUGCUACAUGAUUGGUUUCUGGACCUCCUUGGUUGUGCUUUAUUUCAAGAGAAGCUGGCGAUGGUCAUGGUUUUCAGCAGUGGACAGGCUUGGUGACAUUCUGAUGGUUAGGUCAGCUUUAUACAUGACAAGGUUUAACCGCACCGACUGA